Rhodamnia argentea is the source of this 1112-nucleotide messenger RNA. RefSeq lists its product as uncharacterized. Bases 142 to 864 code for a protein of 240 amino acids. The transcript has 3 exons. Lineage: Eukaryota; Viridiplantae; Streptophyta; Magnoliopsida; Myrtales; Myrtaceae. The record is from RefSeq and is a predicted model, not a curated record.
UCCCGAACUCCACUAUAAAAGAGGCAGAGCUCUCUGUCUGUUAACCAAGACCCGUAAAGAAAAGCAGCUCUUGCACUUGCAGGAUCGGAGCCACGAUCGUGAAGCCCAGUUUGACGAUUAUUGUCCUGACCAAGGCCGAGCAUGGCAGCAACCAAGAAGUUGAGUUUGAAGCUUCUUGUCGACAAGAGAAACCAGACCGUGCUCUUUGCUGAAGCCGGAAAGGACUUUGUGGAUUUCCUUUUCCAUUAUCUGGCCUUGCCAGUUGGAACUAUUGCGAGUCUUCUCCCUAGAGCAGGCGUGGCCUGUGGCUUGCGCAAUCUCUAUGCAAGUGUCGAGAAUCUCAGCGACACAUACAUUGAACACAGAGAGAAAGAGGCUCUGUUGAAUCCCAGGGCACGGAGCUCUGGUCCUGAUGUUCUGCGCUUAUUGUUGCCCAAAGCUUCACCUUUAGCAACGAUUGAAUGCUACACUUGCGAUAAUUUAUUUGCAGGCGUUUCAUGCCGUAGCUGUGUGACAGAUUCCCCUUCUACGAGAUGUCCUGUUUGCAACAAUGCGAUGAGCAAGAAACUGUCAUGGGUUGCGGGACCAGCUGCUGGUGCCCCGUCCUCGGCCAAGGUACCUGGUGGGGAGGGUGGUUAUGUGAAGGGGGUGGUCACGUACAUGGUGAUGGAUGAUCUGGUUGUGAAGCCCAUGUCCACCAUCUCUUCCAUUACUCUCCUCAACCAGUUCAAUGUGCAUGAAAUUGGGCAUGUCCAAGAGAAGUUGAUUGACUUUGGCUUGGAAGAGGCCAUAAAGCUGCUGAGCGCUUCAUUGCACUCCAAAACGGUUCUCACAGACAUAUUCAGCGAGGUUCUCACAGACUGAUUCAGCUGGGGAAGGCCUUAGUGAAACGCUAUUCUUCCAACUUCAGAAACGCUCCGUUCGUAUUGGCUUGCUAGGGGAGUUUGUUCCUGCUGCUUUGUAAGAUGCUGAUGAAGCUAUUCAAUCCACGAUGUGAAAUUAGUCUCUAAUUAUAUAUUAGCUUACUGAGAAAUUAGUUCCUGAGUGAUGAUUGAUAUGUGGUAGUAUGGUGUCUAAGAAGGAGGUUGCUUCUAAUGUACGUACGCUUGUAA